Molecule: messenger RNA, 9881 nt
Organism: Megalopta genalis
Lineage: Eukaryota; Metazoa; Arthropoda; Insecta; Hymenoptera; Halictidae
Source: RefSeq, a predicted model, not a curated record
GCAGGGGCCGAUUCUGGUCACACUGGGCCGCCAUGUUACCGUGUCGUAUUGUGUCUUGUGUCUACUUGUGUCGUAUCAGAUAGUAUCAUGAACGUCGAGUAGCUCUUACGGAGCACCUUUCGAGUUUGCGACAACGUUCAGACGAUCGAGCGAAUGGUUUCCGCGGAACUGGACCAACAGAUCGAACCGACCGAAAGUAUAGGUAGAAUAUUCGCUGGUGUUAUAACCUCGUCGAGUAGGCGAGUCGCAGUCACACAGCCACAGCUACGGCCACACCGUCGACGGAAUUUGACUCGCGUCAGAUUUACAGAAGACGAUUGGCUGUUGGAUUCGUUUUCCAGUGUGCAAUAGACAGGGAACGUGGAACGCCUGGUCGGCGACGAGUGUACGUCAAAGUAAUUGAAACGAGCGGUGUUUGCAGAUGGUUCGAGUGCGGGUCGCGUGUGUCCGCGGAAGAGAAUGUCGGGAAAAUCUCGAUGAUCGCUGGUCAAGCAGAAUAAUGCGUUCGAAAAAGAGACUGAUCGUUCGCCGAAAAACUGCCGUUCGCGGCUAGCGCGUUCGUCAAAAAUCUGGUCGCCCGACGCGUUCAUCUUUGGUUCGUUUGUGCACAUCUGGGCCAGAUGAACUUUAUAACAGCUCGGAGCCAUUCGGGGGAAAGCAAAGGAACGAGUGCAAAUUUCCUGGGACAAGUGAGUUGAUUGCUGCAUCAGGGAAGGCGACGAGAGGCGUUGAUUUAUAUCGGCUGUGGGGCACUUUUAACACCGCCUGUUAAAAAUUUGAUAGAUCGGUUUCCGUUCGGCGCGAGAACGGUUCGGGGUCGAGUGAUAUGAAAAAGAAAUUUCAAGAAAAUGAUCUCGAGUCGUGAAUAAUAUCCACAAAGUAUGUCGAGACGCAGAGAAAGUAGAUUGGUUCGCUCAACUUUCCGCCACCCGACCCAUUCGUCUGUGCGUGCACACGAAGCGAACGAUGGCUGAAGACCGAAAUAAUUCUCAAGGGUUCGUUGGACAGGCGCACACGGUAGAACACGAUGGUUCGGUUUCAAUGUCAGCACCGGCAAUGUCGGCCAUGCAGUCGGGGUCAGGAAUUGUAGCUGUCGGUGGUGGUGGAGGCGGCGGCGGCGGCGGCGGUGGCGGUAGCAGUAGCGGAGGAACCAUCGCAAAAAUUGGAGAUGUUCCACGAGACGAUUCCCCGCCACGGGGUCCACGAACUUUGCUUCUACGCCGCGGCGAAAAUGGGUUCGGCUUUACCCUUCGUCAUUUUAUCGUUUAUCCCCCAGAAUCUUGUUGCAUGUUACCGGGGCACGAGAGGGCGAGAAUCGAAGAGCCGAUGGACACGAUAUUCGUGAAGCAGGUGCGCGGAAAUUCUCCGGCAUCCGAAGCAGGAUUGCGUACAGGUGAUCGAGUAGUUUCCGUUGACGGUAAAGCGACGCGCGGUGAACAGUACGCGAAGGUGGUGCAGCGUAUCCAGCAAGCAGGACCAUGGCUACGGCUGCUGGUGGUCUCGAAAGAGGAUGACAUUUUGCAGAGAUACUUUGGUGAAACGGCUCAUAAUCCCGAGACGAAUCAACGACCGCGGCUGCGUUCUCCCGAAAGGAGCACCGGCCAAAAGCAACGUAGAUCCGUUAGCAUGAUCCCUGGUUUAUCCCCGAGAACCAGGCAAUCUUGGAUUUGUUCCGCGCCAAGUUCGAUGCAAUGCGAGACGGAUCGACCGAUCGACGAUGGUCUCUCUUACCGGGAUCAAGAUGCGCGAUCGACGGAAUUUUUCAAGGAAAACCAGCAGAAACAUUCAAAUGGGAAAACGAUCUCGCAAUCACCGUCCCAAACACAGUCGACAUAUCAUGCUAAACCCUUUCAAGGAAUAGCAGCUCGUUCCGAUUCGAUCGACGAGAAAGUAUUAUUACGAAAUCAACAGCAACAACCUAUCGACGACGAUCUUUCGAAGUCGAGCGAUACACAUGGCUGCGACAGAUACGAUAUCUAUGAUAGAACGCGUCCCGUGUCUAUUUACUCCAGAACGAAUAGCGAACAAAUUUACGAUAGAAUCAAGGAUCCUAUAUACGAACGCGUCGAUCCGGAGGAACAGGACCAUCACCAUCUCCGUCAACAUCGCAGUCAGCAGCAACAACAACAGUAUUAUCCACAAACGCACCAACAGCACUCCGGCGUGGCACGAUACCCUCUGUCGCGAGCGGAGCCACAGGUACCCAUUUAUCGACCAUCCAUGAGAAGAGUGAGCUCGCGGCGCGCCAGCGAAGGAAGCACCGCUAGUUCGACGAUCAACAAUUUUCAAGUGACGAGCUACGCCAGCACCGACGCGCUCAGAUCAUGCGAGCCAGGCUCUAGGAAUAGCAUCGAUUCGGGAAGAGAUUCCUCUCCGAUUCAUUCGAUCGACGAUCCCUCUCGUUACGAUUCCUCCUGUGUCCUCUUAGAGGCCGGAGCGAACGGGAACACGAUUGGAGGCGGUAACGGAAGUAGAGGCGAAUCGAAGAACGGAAAUUCUGGCAUCGAUGAUUCCGUGAUCAUGACAAGGCUACGAAAGAGUUUCGAACAGAAAGAGGAGUUCUUGCGAAGACCCUUCACCAGUCAUUCGAUAGGAUGGUUUCUAUCGGAAGAGAGAUGCGAGUCUCCUGUGCGAAGCAACGGCUCGACCACGAUACCGCGCGAAUUUUACGCGCGACCACAGAAACUUCAGAAACAGAUUUGGCCACCGAACGAUCCGAAGCAGGAGCGACAGUGUUCGCCGCUGGGAUCCAGUCACGAUAGAGCCUGGUUUCCCGAUAAAUUCCCAUUGGACAAGGUUCCCUCGAGUUCGCGCAACGAAGAAAGACUGAAACGAUCGGAGGCAGCGACCGAAGCAACGAAGAUAGAACAACCCGAAUAUUUCAGUAGUACUCGUUCGUUGGAAGACGGUCGUCUCUGUCCGUCAACCGUUCGCAACGAUAGCCAACAUCGCGAAGAUUCUACGCCGAAAGAAGUCGACAGGCAACAGCAACCGACGCAUCGAAGCUCUGCCGCCGGAAAAUCGGGUUUCGUCGGUACCCUGUCCAGAAUACACGAGAACAUCACAAGCGCUGCGGCCCUGCUUUCGAGCGAGCGUCGCGACGCUUCCACGUCUCUCCCUUCUUCGCCGGGCCCGGACAAGAAGACCAACGAUAAGCUCCCAACGCUUCCAACUCUACCACUUCCUCAGGGCCUGCAGAUCGUGUCGAAACGCGCGAAACAAUUCGAAUCGGGACGUCUGCUCAGCGACGACGACGAACCGACCGGUGAUCGAACCAGCCUCUACAAGAGUGAAUUGUCGCGGCUGUCCAGUAAGCGGAGCGUACCAAAUGUUGCCGUUCGGAAGAGAGAGUUUGAAUCGAAAGCUGAAGCUCAAGAACCACGAAGAUCUACCGUAACCACCAGGGAAACGAGGUCGUUAGAUGCCGGUAACGGAUUAAAAGGGAACAGAAUAAUACCUGUUGGCAGCAGACGCAUUCACUGUGAACCACCGAUUGACUCUAAACCAAUCCAAGAUACGUCGAGCCCGAUAUCGAGGUACACGGAUAGCGGAACCUCCUGUGCAAGAGUUCGAUGCAACAGCGAGGAAUCUUGGGAAUCGACGAUGGAUCGUAUACAAACGGUUAGGCACCGAUGGCCGCAACGUCAGGAGGAUUCUCUAGGGCGAAGGCAGCACAGCCGUGACAAGGAAAACGACAACGCGGUCGCGAACGAGAAAGAUCCAGAUCAGGAUAAAGUUAAAGAUAUGGAGAAGGCGGACUCUUACGCGAACACGACGGAUUCGAAAAUCACUGAUCACGGUUCCGCGGCGGGGACGGAUGACAGCGUACACGGCAACGAAGUUGUGUUCAGACGGCAGAAGAAUGUGCAAACUGCCGACGAAGAUCGCGCCACAAGGAGGGUUUCGUAUUUGAAAGCAACUUGGGGCGAACGAAUGCACGUCGACAGUGAUUUGGAUUUGAGCGAUUCCGAACCUAUUCACACGUCAAGAAUCGGUCAUAAGAGAUGGCGGCUAUCGCUGAUCCCAAACGAUAUAGCAUCUCUGCGGCGCAUCUUCGAGGACAUGACACAGUCGGUGUCUUUGAACAGAAAUAGUUAUCGGAGCACGUGCACUGGUCAGGAGACGACCGACAUGGCCAAAGACAUCGUUGAGCAAGUUGAGCGAGAGGGUCCGUUGCAUGUAAAGUUCACGGUGCUCGAUGGCAAGAGAUCUUCCGAUCGUUCGUGGAAACAAGUUUGGGGCGUGCUUCGCGGACCGAUCCUCUGCUUUUACAAGGAUCGUCAAAAUCAGAGUCCUUCGUUGGCUAGCGAUGGUGAAGGCGUAGCGCAGAGUGUGGACGUCAGAUGUUCCUUGGUGGAUAUCGCGGAGGAUUAUACGAAGCGUAAACACGUACUACGUUUGGCGAAUCCCAGUGCAGAAGUUUUAUUACAAACCGAAGAUGCCGCGUCUAUGGCUCUCUGGCUACGGUCGCUACACGAGAACGCCGCCGCUGAAAAGCCAUCCGAGAUGGCGUACAAUAGUAGCUUGAAGCAGCAAGCUGUACCGCAAACUCCGGGUCCUACCAGCAGUAGCAGCGGUAGCGCGACAUAUCAAACGACUAGCGGUAGCGCCAGUGGUGCGAUCGUGCUAUCUAACAGCGGUGGUAUCAGUGGCGGCAACGGUAGUGGCAACGGGCAAAGAUUGAGUCCUCUUCCUGGACACAAAGGCAUCAAGAAGCUGACCUCGUUCAGAAAUAGAUCUCCAACCGGUCAGUUACCUAUCAACAAGACGCGAAAAUCGAGCCAAACGAUCGAAAGUUUAGUUUCUCCGAAAACGAAGACGUGGAAGGGUAGGGUUGCGAAACAACUGCGAAGAAUGCACGGGCAAACUGGACCGCCUUCUUCGCCGACCACUCAGCUUCCACCCGAGGGUGCUACCUUUAAGGUACCGCUCGAACUGUGUCCACCGUCAACGUUCUCGGAAUACGUACCUUUGAUCGUUGAAAUGUGUACGAGCAUCGUCGAGGCGAGAGGCCUGGAGGUUAUCGGUAUUUACAGAGUACCUGGUAACACAGCGGCUAUUUCGCAUCUGACCGACAGUGUGAACAAAGGAUUUGAGAAUAUUAAUCUGCAGGAUCCCAGAUGGAGCGACGUGAACGUGAUAUCAUCCCUUCUAAAAUCCUUCUUUCGACAUUUGCCUGAUUCGUUGCUUACGGCGGAAUUGUAUCCCAUGUUCAUCGAUGCCGACAAAGUCGAAGAUCCGCAGAGAAGAAUGACAACGAUACGAAAGUUACUUAGAGAUCUUCCGGAACAUCAUUUCGAAACAUUGAAGUACUUGAUGUUCCACCUGAAGAGGAUAGUCGAGCACAGCGAGAUCAACAAAAUGGAAGCGAAAAAUUUAGCUAUCGUUUUCGGCCCCACUUUGGUUCGUGCGAGCGGUUCCAGGGACAACAUGGUUACCAUGGUCACGGAUAUGUCGCAUCAGUGCCGAAUCGUCGAAAGCUUGUUGAACAACGUGGAGUGGUUCUUCUCGGACGACGAUUUGGACGAUCUGAGUAGGCUGAGCGUUAAUCUUAGCCUUCCGGCCGAUACGAACGAGAUAGACACAACAUCAAGCAAUAAUCAUAGCCUUCUAUUGAACAAUAUCCAAAAAGUUGAAGGUGUUCGAGAAAUGGCAUCCGCGAAAGAUAUUGUUUCGUCGAUCAUAUCCGCUGCCAACCGUAAGAUACAAAGACGAAGGAAAGGACAGGACGAAACGGACAACGAUAAUCAUGAAUUGGACAAGGUUCGUGGAAUCUCGUCGAAAUCUAAGCAGGAAACCGAGAGUUUGGCCAAUCGACGAAGCAUGGCGUUGAACGAACGACAGUGUUCGGUCAGUGAGAUCGUUUUGAUGCACGAGAAUAAAAAUCAACCGAGUCGUGGCACGGAUCGGUCGGCGACGGUCGACGUGGCUGCGAUGGAUAUGGUUGUCGGAGGUGGCAGCGUCGAAGGCGUUGGAGGCGUCGGUGGUAAUGAUGACGGUGACGGUGCAGGGGCCGGUGUCGUGACAAUGUCGGAUUGCGACCGUGUUGGCAACGUGGCGACGGCCGAUAUUGUGAGCAGCAACGACGACGGCAUUCCAUUCGAAAGAUCGAGAAAAUACUCGUUGAUGAAUCCCGCGAUGACUACGAUAGAAUCGCUCGAACCGACUCGUCGCUCGGCCGUCUCGUCGGCAUCCGAGUCGUCGCGACUCUCUAGCGAGACUGGCUUGAGCUGCUUCGACGCAAGCUCUGUGAUCUCGAGCGUCUCGAACGAGACGAAACAGAGCAACGACGAGAUCACAAUAAGAACGUAUGCUGGAUUGAGCGCAACCACCCAAGAACGAAUACGGAGGUUCGAGCAAGAGACGAAAGCGAUGCUGCAACGAGAUCAGAAUCGGCAGAGACGGGAAGCCGAAAAGAGAGAGGAGGAACGACGAAGAAUCGAGAUGGAGUGGCAGCUGGCAAAACGCGAAAUGGAGAACGACGACCUACUCGAUAGCAUAGUCGACACCACCGUGGCACCCACCUACUUCGCCGCGAAUGCUCGACUUUCCGCUUUCAACGACAGGCUAGCCGACAAGUCUUACCUUGAUAUUGGAUCGCUUCUCUCGACGGGUCAGAUACCUUCUCUCUCGAUAGCGGUACAACAGCAACCUACCAACGGCGCGAGACGUUUUGCGCAACAGCACAACGACGAUUCGAUGCCAACAAUUUUACAAUCUACGACGCAACCGACGCCGCCGUCGCCACCGCCGCCGCCGCCAACGCCGACUCCGACUCCAACCCCGCCACCGCCGCCGCCACCAUCUGACAACCUUACCGAUUCCAUCAUCAAAAAGUUGAAAACGGACACAGAGGAGCCGGCGUUGGAAGCAUCGCCGGUCCCACCGGCUCGAUACGGAAGCUUGGACUCGCUGCACGAGACGAACGAUCUUUCUCGCUCAUCGUUCUCGUCCUCGAUACACCAGCAACGAAAACAACCACUUUCGAGCGACGUUUCGGAUGAUGGCGGAUCUUGUUUUCUACAAUGGACUCAGAAGAUUCUAACUAUUAACAAAAAGCUUUCUAGGCAAACGGCAAGCCCCGGCUUUUGGUGGUACAUAUCGUCCCACCUUCACGGUACUACCACCGCAGCCACCAGUGGUUCCACCUCGAAGACUCAGGAUCCACCGUCCAUACAGAUGCCAAUGCCAAUACCAAUACCGAUGUCGAUGCCAAUGCCAAUACCAAUACCAAUGCCACUGUCAAUGUCAAUGUCAAGGGCAAUGCCCGUGCCCGUGCCAAUGCCAAUGCCAAUGCCAAUGCCAAUGUCGAUGUCAAGGCGAAUGCAAAUGCCGACGGGGUCAGUGUCAGACGAGGUCGGCGUCGAUGUCGUGCAACGAUCGUCGAUGUCCGUCGCAUCCUUGCCAAGAGUACCACCGGCCUCGGAGCCCUCUGAACUCGCGGAAUCUAACGAGAUCGUCGAACAAUCACGCCGAAGGGUCUCGGGCUCAGGGGCCGGAUUGUCUUCCAAGACUUUAAACAGAUUCCUUCGAGGUAGUGAUCUGUUGACUAGCUUGACGACAACAUUUGAUCGGAAAUGGAAAUCCUUGGUAAAUUCAUCGAAUCAUAGCGUUCGCGGAUCUGGCACGGAAAACGCGUCCAUCAGUGACGAAGACAUUGUGGGAACAAGGGACUCGCCCGUCACUGCGAGGCACCUGCAAGACGUACGUGAAAAAAGGAAUGAACGAAAACUCGCGAAUCCUGUUCAACCGGUGGAUCCCAGUUUAGUAGAGACUUAUCGAGAUCCGAGUUUGCACAAGUCAAGCUUUCAGAAACACCAACAUGUUCGCCAAAAAAAUGAUAUCCCGGAAAAGGAUACAGAUUGUUCGGUAACGGCAACCUGCAGUGCCAAGAGACUGGAGACCGACCAAGUCAAGAACCAAGAUAAGGAACACGACAAUGACAACAUACCCGAUAACGAUCGAAGCGCGAUUGCCCGGCGAAGGAUCGACUCGAAACAGGAUGAACCGCGAUCGUGCAAGGAGGCGGACGAAUCGAGCGACAUGCAGGAAUGCUGCAGACUCGCUGGCGCAUCGCAAAAGGAUGGCAACGCGACGAUAACGCGAGAAACGCGAGACGGCAGGUCCGUUCCCGACGAUGAAAAGUAUUUUCAUUACGACCUCGUCGACUCCUCUGAUCCGAGUUACACGAACAAACUAGAAAAAUUUGAAAGUAUGACGACAAAUUUGGAAGUUCGGUCACGGCUAAAGAGAUCAGAGUCGUUGAACAAAAGAUCGGAGAACACUUGCUCGAAAUUGAAGAGAUCGGAAAGCUUGAACAAGCAUUCGGCCGAGCGACUGCAAAUGUCGUCACCGACGAGUGGCAAAUUAAAGAGAUCCGAGAGUUUGAACAAGCACUCGGAGAGGUCCGACUCGCCGAACAGCAAGCUGAAACGAUCCGAAUCGUUGACAAAGACUGAAAAGACGGAAUGCAAUAUCAGCAAGAAACGGCAGUCGGUUCGUAAAGACAGCGCGACCAAGUUGAAACGAAAAAACGGCAUGCCGGAACGAUCGAUUAAGCGAAGACACACGGUUGGCGGCACGAAAGAUUUCGACAAAGUGCACUGGCUGGACAAGCUGCAAACGGAAACCGAGAGGGUCGCCAGAAACGAGUACAGACCGAAGAAGAGCCAGUUGAGAACGAGCUCACCCGAUCUGAGCACUGGCCGUAUCGGUGCUCUCACGGACGCUAGUUUCCUAAUCGAAGUCAGUUUUCGCGGGCCGAGCAACGUUGUUUUCAACGUCGCGACCAACGCUCGACCGCAGUCUUUGCCGGACACCAGUUUAGCCUCCAAAGUCUUUAAAGUUCCCCUCGAAAGCCACGUUUAAUUGAAUCGUUCAAUGAUCGCGCGUGCUACGAUACCUCUAGCCGCCCGAACAACUCGAUCUACGAGGCUAUGAAAGUAGCGAACCUUGGGGGCUUCGAUCGUCCGCCCAUCCGCAUUUCUCCUUUUUAUAUUUUACCUUAUCCGUCUCUACUUCUGGCCAAGCAUUUACAUCUCAGCGCGUCAAUUAUAAUAUAUAUACAAUUAUAUAUUAUAUAUACGAGUACAAUUAUAGAAAUGUACGCAUCGUACUUGCGAAAUGUGAUCGUGUGCAAUCUUUUCUGUAUAUAACGUUCAGUCGCGUGAAGCGAUGUGACCGUACAACGACGCCGUCUUUGUAUUUUUUACUAAUCGAUCGAGAAAGACUCGAAGAAUCGUUAUUAUAUUAUUCGAAAGUAGACUUUCCUUGUUAGGAAUAAUCGAUGACGUUACCGCGAUUCACAAUGCACCAAUUCUAUCGGAAGCGAUACCGGUUGGUUCCUUUCUUCUUCGAACAAGUAUUACCGAUUAGCGAUUGCUUUCUUCUCAUUUAAACAAUCCACGGUGGAUUCGAUCCAACGUUCAUAAUGGCCGAUACAAUUAUGGUCGAUCAAGUUUUUCGAACGCGGUGCGAAUGCGAAUGCGAAUGAAAGUGCGAAUGAUGAUGUGAAUGGAAAUGUGAAUGGAAAUGUGAAUGGAAAUGUGCGAAUGAUAAUGCGAAUGAAAAUACGAGUGCGAAUGAUAAUGCGAAUGAAAAUACGAGUGCGAAUGCUAGUGCAUGCUUAACUACCGCUAGUUUGUUGCUUGCGCGAGCGUGUCACUUCUGUAGCAUCUUUACGUGUACAAAAAGAGUGCGAGAAGUAACAGCCAACGAUUAAGUGGUAUUUAUUUCCGGUUCGUAACACCCAUGAUAAUGUUAUUUAUUAAAUGUAUCGCGAGUCGACUAAUUGAACAAUUCAACAUUACAUGCAUCGCGAGAACAUACUCGCAUGCUACGAAUUUGUAAAUAAAACUUACGUAUUAACAAUUGAAACAAAA